AUGGCGAGCGAGUGGAAGCAGCUGGCGCCCGCGGAGCCGUUGGAGCUGCCACCCGAGGUGGCGAACAAUCUCACGCUGGACACCGUGGUGGCGGACUGCUACGUGAACUUCGGCAAGCGGAAACACAGGAACACCGGCUCGUGGCGGGAGAUUGACCCCGCAGCGGACCUGGGCCCGCCUGGCUCUUGCUACUUUCCGCCGAAAGAGUCCGUCCUGCGUCUCUUGAGCAUUAAACGCGCACCCGGCGAACGAGGACGCGUCGUCCCCGGACCCAGACGGGUUGCACCGGUGCAACCUGCUACCCAGAAGCCGCUUGCUACGCCUUCACCGGAAAUCCUCAAUCUGCCCCCAGGCUACUUCGAACCCAAGGUUAUUGUCGAGUAUCAACCGCGAGCGCAACUUAGACGGACCUACCCUCAUCCUCAGAGUUAUCAUCCUCAGACAUUCCAGCGAUUCAGGGGAACCUGCCAGCCGUCCCAGUCAUCUGUGGCACGUCAAGCCGCACUUCAGGGAAUGCCUCCUCCGGGCAAUGGUCCUUCAGCUGCCGGUUUCUCACCCACGAACGUGUCCCAGUCCGUGGACGUGUCCCAGUCCGUGGACGUGUCCCAGUCCAUGGACGUUCCCGUGUACGAACCGGUAGGCGCUCCACUGGUCAUGAAAAGGAUCGUCAGGCGUUCGAAAGCGGUGCAAUAUGACUGA
This is a messenger RNA of Gregarina niphandrodes, 699 nucleotides long. RefSeq lists its product as hypothetical. NCBI's taxonomy places the organism in Eukaryota, Apicomplexa, Conoidasida, Eugregarinorida, Gregarinidae. The coding region runs from base 1 to 699 and encodes 232 amino acids. The transcript is spliced from 2 exons. The record is from RefSeq and is a predicted model, not a curated record.